GAACUGAGUUUAUUAUUUUAAACAAGCCAAAUUGAAAGACUGGACCACAAAAGUGAUUGUAGAAAAACUAAAACCGAUAUCUGUAUUUUCAAUAUAAAAUGAGCAAAGGCGAUACUGAUCCAGUUGCGCCGGUAACUCGUAAAGGAUUUUUGAUAUCCAUUAAAACUGGCGAACCAACAGAAAUUAGAGAGCGUGAUGUGCAUGGCCGGUGUCGGGCUGUUACUGAGUUUGAGAAACUUAAUCGGAUUGGUGAGGGUACAUAUGGAAUUGUGUAUCGUGCAAGAGAUACCCGCACUAAUGAGAUAGUGGCUUUGAAAAAAGUUCGAAUGGAUCAAGAAAAGGAUGGACUACCCGUCAGUGGAUUGCGAGAAAUAACAAUUUUGAAAAAAUGCAAACAUGAAAAUAUAGUCAACUUACGAGAUGUUGUCGUUGGAAAAAGUUUAGAAAGCAUAUUUUUGGUGAUGGAAUAUUGCGAACAAGACUUAGCAUCGUUAUUAGAUAACAUGGCACAACCAUUCUCUGAAUCUGAAGUCAAGUGUAUUGUCCUACAAGUUCUACAGGGACUGAAAUACAUGCACUCUCGUUAUAUUAUACAUAGAGAUUUAAAAGUUUCAAAUUUAUUGAUGACCGACAAAGGAUGUGUAAAAAUUGCCGAUUUUGGAUUAGCACGCCUUUUUGGAUUACCCUCGGGACCUAUGACACCGCAAGUAGUUACAUUGUGGUAUCGAUCGCCUGAGUUACUGCUGGGAUCACCCACUCAAACAACUGCUGUCGAUAUGUGGGCCGUCGGUUGCAUUUUAGGUGAACUUCUAUCACACAAACCAUUGUUACCAGGAAAUACCGAAAUUGCUCAAUUGGAACUUAUAAUUGACUUAUUGGGUACUCCAUCUGAAGCUAUAUGGCCAGAUUAUCCCAAAAUGCCGGCUAUCCAAAAUUUUACGCUUAAGAAACAGCCGUACAACAACUUAAAACCUAAAUUUCAGUAUUUAUCGGCUGCUGGAUUAAGGCUAUUAAAUUUCCUAUUUAUGUAUGACCCUAAGAAGAGAGCGACGCCUGAGGAGUGUCUUCACAGCACAUAUUUCAAAGAACCACCAUUACCUUGUGACCCCAAAUUAAUGCCUACAUUCCCUCAACAUCGAAAUAUGCAACACAAUUCUACGAAAUCUGCACCAAGUGGAGCCCAUCACAGUGGACCUGUACCGGAAUUGCCUGCUAUUUCUGACUUAUUGGGAAGCCUACUUAAAAAAAGAAGAGUAGACUAACAGAAUUUUUCUCACGAAUUUUUGUAUCAAAAAUGUAUUGCAUGAAAAAAUUAACAUAAUAAAAUGCAUUUAUAAAACUAGAAA
Stomoxys calcitrans (stable fly) is the source of this 1346-nucleotide messenger RNA. It is a transcript of the gene Cdc10, whose product is annotated as cyclin-dependent kinase 10. Gene Ontology annotation, molecular function: ATP binding; cyclin-dependent protein serine/threonine kinase activity. NCBI's taxonomy places the organism in Eukaryota, Metazoa, Arthropoda, Insecta, Diptera, Muscidae. Gene Ontology annotation, biological process: regulation of mitotic cell cycle; protein phosphorylation. The transcript has 7 exons. The record is from RefSeq and is a predicted model, not a curated record. The coding region runs from base 99 to 1262 and encodes 387 amino acids. Gene Ontology annotation, cellular component: nucleus.